AUUUACAAUGAUUAUUACAUAAACAAAAUAUAAUAAAGAUGCACCAGAAUAUACACUGAUAUAAGUAGAACCCUAUUAAAAAUCACAGUGAUUAUAGAGACAUACACUAUACUUACAACUUUGUAUUCAAUACUCAUUGCAUCUUCUUCUCCAGGGAGUCUCCGGAGGAAAGGAAAGAUUGGUGUUUUAUAUUGUUUAUGGGAGUUUUCUUGGAAAUUUGUUGGGUGGUUGGAAUCUGAUGAGAAGGAGGUCUCAGCAUUCCUCUUUGUUGUGUCCGAUGGAGAAGCGGGCUGGGAAGAAUCAACAGUCUAGACUUUGUUUGUUGGCUACGCUGGCUGCUUUCUUGUGGGUUUGUCUGUUGUACUUUCAUUUUGUUGUCUUGGGAGGGAGUUCGGUUAAUGAAUCUGUAGAGCUAGAUCGUGUUUCUGCAGUUUCGAUGAGUAGAGAAGCAGGGGUUAUUAGGCAUUCGGUUACAGAUAGAAGUCCUCCUAUCAAUGUACCUCGUGAAUCUAGCGAUUCUGGUGAUGUGAAUAAUUUUAGUACUCAGCCUAAGCAUAUUAGUCAGCCAAAUGACGACGAUGCACGACAAGAGAUUUUUCAAGAUACUCCUUAUGUCAAAGAAAUUUCGGAUGAUUCCGGGUCAAGUGUUGCUGAGUUGGUUGAUGGUCAAAAAAGUGAUGAUACUUCUGAACAAGAAUUUCCUGAUGGUUCUCAUUCAAGUUUGCCGCAGUUAAUUGAUGCUCAAAAAGAGCAGGCUAAUCAUGCAGAAGUUGAUGUCGGUGAAGCAAGAGAAAAUUUUCCAUUUAUGCGGGCGAUGAGGACUACUGAGAACAAGAGCGACCCAUGUGGCGGGAGGUAUAUUUAUGUGCAUGACCUUCCUUCGAGGUUUAAUGAGGAUAUGCUUAAGCAAUGUAGGAGUCUCAGCUUAUGGACGAAUAUGUGUAAAUUUACUACUAAUGCCGGUCUUGGUCCUCCACUUGAGAAUGUUGAAGAGGGGGUGUUCUCAAAUACAGGAUGGUAUGCUACAAAUCAGUUUGCUGUCGAUGUUAUCUUUAAUAACCGGAUGAAGCAGUAUGAUUGCUUGACUCGUGAUUCCUCAAUUGCAGCAGCUGUUUUUGUUCCCUUUUAUGCAGGGUUUGAUAUUGCCAGAUAUUUAUGGGGGUACAAUAUAUCAACGCGAGAUGCUGCUUCUCUUGAUUUAGUUGAUUGGCUUACGAAGAGACCAGAGUGGGGAAUAAUGGGUGGAAAAGAUCAUUUCCUAGUUGCUGGUAGAAUAACAUGGGAUUUCAGAAGACUAAGUGAGGAAGAAACUGACUGGGGUAACAAGCUUCUGUUCUUACCUGCUGCGAAAAAUAUGUCGAUGCUUGUCGUAGAAUCAAGCCCAUGGAAUGCAAAUGAUUUUGGCAUCCCAUACCCCACCUACUUUCACCCAGCAAAGGAUGCUGAUGUGUUCGCAUGGCAGGACAGGAUGAGGAAAUUGGACCGGAACUGGUUAUUCUGUUUUGCUGGCGCACCUCGUCCAGACAACCCUAAAUCAAUUAGGGGGAAGCUCAUUGAUGAGUGCAAGAGAUCUAAGGUGGGAAAAUUGUUGGAAUGUGAUUUUGGGGAGAGCAAGUGCCAUUCUCCAAGCAGUAUAAUGCAAAUGUUUCAAAGCUCUGUUUUCUGCCUACAACCUCAAGGUGAUUCGUACACAAGGAGAUCAGCUUUUGAUUCAAUGUUGGCAGGCUGUAUUCCUGUUUUCUUCCAUCCUGGUUCUGCAUACACACAAUACACGUGGCAUCUCCCGAAAAACUAUUCCAGAUACUCGGUUUUUAUUCCUGAGGAUGAAAUUCGCACAAAGAAUGUCAGCAUAGAACAAAGACUCAGUGAAAUCCCACCUGAACAGGUGCUGAUGAUGAGGGAGGAAGUUAUAAAUCUUAUCCCAAGACUAAUAUAUGCAGAUCCUCGCUCUAAACUGGAAACUCUUAAAGAUGCUUUUGAUGUAGCAGUGCAAGCAGUGAUCAACAAAGUUUCCAAGUUGAGGAAAGACAUAAUUGAGGGUCGUUCGAAUGAUAAUUUCAUUGAGGAGAUCAGCUGGAAGUAUGAUUUGUUGGAAGAAGGGGAGGAGGUGGGUUAUCAUGAAUGGGAUCCAUUUUUCUCAAAGCCGAAGAAAGAUGGUAAUGCUGCUUCUGAUGGUUCAUCAGCUGAGGCAGCUAAAAAUUCUUGGAAGAACGAGCAAAGACAACACUCAUAGUGCUAGUCCGUAUCAAUGCUUUUAUUGAGAAGGUGGUUUCAUGUCCAUGCAUGGGCUGGCUAACUCGACACGUUUGUUUGUGAAUCACUAUAGCAGCUGACAGUAAAAGUUUCUCAGUUCUGAGAACUUGUUAUUGAAACUUGUAGUUUUCAUUGUCCGCACAGAAAUUUAAAUGGCAACAAAGAGUUUACAAUCUUA
This is a messenger RNA of Daucus carota subsp. sativus, 2431 nucleotides long. Its product is annotated as xyloglucan galactosyltransferase MUR3. The transcript has 2 exons. The record is from RefSeq and is a predicted model, not a curated record. Lineage: Eukaryota; Viridiplantae; Streptophyta; Magnoliopsida; Apiales; Apiaceae. Bases 239 to 2233 code for a protein of 664 amino acids. Gene Ontology annotation, molecular function: glycosyltransferase activity.